CCAUCUCUCUUUUAUCAUAAACAUUUUCUCCUCAUCCUCUUCUCUCCUCCUGUUCGACUAUGAUUAACUAACCAUUACUGUUUAUCAUCUUCAAUUAUCCGUUGUCUCCCUGUUUGAUCAUCAUCCUCAUCCUCAUCAUCUUCAUCAUCGCAAUUAUCACCAGAGAACAACAAAAAACUAUUGCUACUGUCGAUAAAUUAAUCAGUGUGUUGAUCACUUUCUCUCUGGGAUCUAAAAUAUAAGAAGAAAAAAAAGUUUUCUCUCUUUAAAAAAAAAGAGAAGAAGAAAAAAAGAAAAACUUUUUUCUUCUUAUUUCAUCUUCCUAAAUACUAACCCGAUCUCUCUCUCUCCUGUGUAUCUUCAUCCAAUGAAACGGAUAAUCAGUUAAUCCUUUAUCAUCGUAAAUUAAUUAUUCUUUUUUUUCAACCAAUUUCUAAUUCUCUAAGUAAAUUGUUAUUAAUUUAAAAGUAAUUAAAUGUUACUCCAUCAUCUUUGGAUAUUUAAUAUUAUAUUUAUCAUCUCAUCAUGGUUACCCGGAACCAAUCCUUCAAUUUCAUCUUCAUCUUUAUCCUCAUCCCAUUCGUCAGCAUCAUCAUCAGUUAAUUUAGCCGGUGGAGACUCAUCAUCAUCAUCUUUAUCAUCAUUAUCUUCAUAUUUACCUUCAAUUAAAUCGUUAACAAGUUCAUUUCAAGUAUCUCAACCGAUACUUUAUCCAAUUCGAGAUGAUGUUGAUGAGAUUGGUGAAUUGAGUAAAAAUCAUCUCGAUGAAAUUAAUUUUCGUCGAACUCGGUUUACUCGAAGUUAUCGCAAUUUUGGCCUUCAUAGAGUCGAUUUUAAUAUCCCCUCGAAUUUUAUUCUCGGUGAAAAUACUACGGCACAAAUUGAAUCUGGCCCAUGGUCUCCGUGGUCUGAGCCAAGUAGAUGUUCCCGUCCUUGUGGAGGUGGAGUAAGAAGUCAAAAACGCUAUUGUACCGAUAUUGAUCUUAAUGGAAGGUCAAGUUGCGUUGGUCCAGAUACACGAUACUAUUCGUGUAAUAUUCAACCUUGUCAGGAAUUGAUUGAUUUUCGUGCUCAACAAUGUUCAAUGUUUAAUAAUCAAUCGAUUCCAUUGGCAACCGGAAAAUUGGAAAACAUUGAAUGGGAACCAUAUACAAGCCGAUCAACUGAUCGAAGGUCAGAUGACGAUCUUUGUACUUUAAAUUGUAAACCUAAAAAUGGAACUUGGUACACAAAAUUAAUGGAAAGAGUUAUUGAUGGGACAAGAUGCUUACGAGAAAUGGACUGGGUUUCGGGUGUUUGUGUGGCUGGAAAUUGUUUACCUGUGGGUUGUGAUGGUCUCUUGGGUUCACCUAAAGAGGAAGAUAAAUGUCGAGUUUGUGGUGGAGAGGGAAAAGAUUGUAAUACAGUUCGAGACACUUUUUCGGAAAAUUUACCCGCAGGCUAUCAAGAUAUUGUUCUUAUCCCUCGAGGAGCGACUUACAUUAGAAUCAACGAACUUGGACCAAGCCGUAAUUUCUUAGCUGUUCGUGAUUCAAGUGGACGAUAUUAUCUCAAUGGACAUUGGACAUUUGAAAUAACCUUUACGGACUUUGAAGCGGGUGGUACUCGCUUUGAAUAUGGUAAAAGACCAACCUCUUCACCUACUGGAGCCAUUGCGGAAAGUUUGUACGCUUUGGGGCCACUUCGAAGUCCAUUAUACAUUCAAAUGGUUUAUCAAGAGAGUACACCGGGAAUCGAGUAUGAGUAUUCAGUUCCUUCAGAUGUUCCAGUUCCGUCAAUUUGGGCUCCACCCGAUGCAUACCAAUAUAUGCUUGGACCUUAUGGCCCGUGUUCACGAUCUUGUGGUUCUGGUGUUCAAAUUAGGCCCGCUCGUUGUGUACGUCUAAAGACCGGUGAAUUUGUACCAAUCGAAUUUUGUAAACGGGAAAUUUUACCUCAGCUAAGUCGAUCUUGUAAUCAAGUUGAUUGUUUACCUGCUUAUCAUAAGGGUAAUUGGUCGGAAUGUAUUUGUCCUGGAAUUAAAACACGUGCUGUAUUUUGUGAAGAGAUUCGUGGUUCUGGUCAACGAUUGGUUCUUGAUGAUUCCGUUUGUGGUAAUGAACCAAGGCCAAGUACAGUUGCUUCUUGUCCACCAAAUGAUUGUUAUGAAUUAUCUGCUAUCGCUGGUAAUCAAACUGAUCCACCGAUUGAAUAUAAAUGGAACACAACUGAAUGGUCAAAAUGUUCCUCUCGUUGUGGUCAAGGUAAACACUCUCGUGAAGUUCAAUGUGUUAAUAUGAAUGGUACUCGAGUACAUGAUAGUCUGUGUCCACCCGAUAAAAGACCAGAAUCAGAAGGUGUUUGUGCUUCUAUCCCAUGUGAAGGUGGAGUCGAUUGGGUAACGUCCGAAUGGUCAAGUUGUGAUAUCCCUUGUGGUCCAUUGAUUUCAACAAGAAGUGUCCUUUGUGUUAGUAGUGAGGGAUCAGUUUACGAUGAAAGUGUUUGUGGACUUGAACGAAAACCAGCCGAUACUCGUAAUUGUACAAACAAUCCAGGCUGUAAUUACACUUGGUUUACCUCUGAUUGGACAUCGUGCUCAGCGUCAUGUGGACGUGGCCUUCAGACUCGUCAUGUUGUGUGCGGAUUAUUUGACGAUGAUUCAAUCAAAGUAGACGAAAGUAAAUGCGAAGGACAAAGUAAACCAAUAACGGUAAGAACAUGUCGAGCACCCGUUCAAUGUAAGGCCACACUUUACUAUGGCCCAUGGGGUCCAUGUCAAUGUGGUAAAGAAGAGAGGACAAUCCUUUGCUUAGAUCCAAACAAUUCAACUGCUAGUAAACUACCGCUGGCACAAUGUAACGCUACUACAUCGACCUCAACACCAACAUCAGCACCAACAACAGAGCAAGUAACAGUCAAUAAUAACGUCACUGAAAUUUUGUCAACCAAUGAAACAUUAACACUUAAUGAGACUCUUAGUGAAACCAAUGAGACAACCAAUGUUACCCAAUCAACACCAGCGGUACAAUUGACACAAUUAACAUUGUUAACAGUUAAUCGUACCUGUGAUUGGGUUAAACCAGGAGUAGUUGAAGAGCCAACAACGGAUGUUUCCGAUGUCCCACCAGAAUCGCCACCCGCUGCCAAUUCAAGUUCAACCGCUGCAAUCGAUUGUUGUUCCAGUCAAUUUGGUUGUUGUCCUGAUCAAGUAACACCUCGAAAAUUAGAUUUCUCAAAUUGUUACAAAGAAACUGAAGAAAACAAUAAAACCGAAAUAUCGAAUGUCGAGAUCAUAACAACAAUGUCCUCCAUUGAGGUUACUCGUGAUUCCAACGAUACGUCAACAGGCAAUACAACGGAAACGAUUAAAACUGACCAAUUACCACCGGCUGCUUGUUUGACCUCAACCUUUGGCUGUUGUUGGGAUGGAGCACGACCUGCUUAUGGACCUUUCAAGUUCGGGUGUCCAGUUAAUUGUAACUAUACUUUACAUGGUUGUUGUUUUGACAAUAAGACGCCGAAAACUAAUGAGACUGGGCUCAACUGUCCACCCAAAUGUUUGUCCGUUCCCUUUGGUUGUUGCGAUGACAAUAUAACCGAGGCGGGUGUUAAUCGUACCAAUUGUCCAAUCAAACCAACCCCUGGACCUGGAGAUACCGAUGAGGUUGAAGGUUCUGGUGCGGGUGAAAUUUGCCUUGAAGUUGAAGGAUCAGGCGACGGAGGUGAUUCAAGUAAUACUACGAUUAGCUCAUGUACAAAACCCUCCAAGGCUAAACCCAGUUCGGUAGCUUGUACCGAUGGACCAAAUAAUGGUACAGUUUGUUCACCAGUAACUAAGGAACCAACGACUCUGUGUAAUAGUACAACGUUCGGUUGUUGUCCCGAUGGGUUGAAUUCUCGAAAAUCGGAACUUGAUGAUUGUACUUGUUCGGGUUCAGAAUUUGGUUGCUGCCCUGAUAAUAAAACCCUUGCGACUGGACUUAACCAUGAGGGAUGUUCAUGUAAUACCUUUCCAUUCAAGUGUUGUCAAGAUGAUUACACUAAGGCCACUGGACCUGAGUACGAAGGUUGUGUUUGCUCAAGAAUGUUGUAUGGCUGCUGUGCUGAUGGUCUAACACCGGCUCGUGGACCAAAUCAAUUUGGUUGUGGCUGUAAUUCAACUCCAUUUGGAUGUUGCCCCGAUAAUCAAACGACAGCCGUUGGUCCUAAUUACUCUGGUUGCCCUUGUCGCACUUUACCCCAAGGGUGUUGUCCAGAUCAAAAGACACCAGCGAAAGGACCAAACAACGAAGGGUGUCCAUGUGAAACACUAACUCAUGGUUGUUGUUUCGAUGGUGUAACUCCAGCAACUGGACCAAAUUACGCUGGUUGUGAUUGUACUAAAGCCCCAUGGCAUUGUUGUCCUGACUAUACCACCGUUGCCCUUGGUCCCAACUUCGAGGGUUGUCCUGGUGGACCAAGUUUGGACAUUAAUCGAGCACCGGAAGCAUGUAAACUAACAAGGGAACGAGGUCCAUGUCGAAACUUCACAAUUAAAUGGUAUUAUGAUCAAUCUUAUGGAGGUUGUGUACGAUUCUGGUACGGUGGUUGUGAUGGUAAUGCCAAUAGAUUCCAAUCAGAAGAAGAGUGUGAAAAGAUUUGUGUUAAUCCGGAUGGUUAUUUACGAUGUGCGCUACCUGCGGUGUUUGGUGCCUGCGGAUUAAAUAUAACAAAGUAUCACUUUAAUCCGGAAACACGAUCAUGUGAAACUUUCCAAUAUUCGGGUUGUCUGGGUAACAAGAACAAUUUCAACACUCGAUCAGAGUGUGAAGCUUUUUGCCUUCACCCUGAGACCCUUGAUCGAUGUGACCAACCAAUGGAUCGUGGUCAUUGUACCCGAAAACAGUCUCGAUAUUAUUACAAUAAACAAGCCGAUUCAUGUCAAUCCUUUGACUGGGGUGGAUGUGGAGGUAAUCAAAACAAUUUCGGUACCAUUGAAGAUUGUCAAAGAAAAUGUGCCGUGGUGAAAAAAGAGGAACCGGAAACUUUAUGUUAUCUUCCUCGAUCGGAAGGUAAAUGUCUUGGUCGUUAUCCACGUUGGUUCUUUGACGCUGUUACCCAAGAGUGUCGGGAAUUUAUCUAUACGGGAUGUGAAGGUAAUCACAAUCGAUUUGUGUCCAAAACUGAUUGCGAGCAAAUGUGUAACUCAACUAAACGUCCAAUCAUUUCGAGACCUCAAUAUCCAGAACUACCUUACCCAUCGAUACCUUAUAAUCAACCCUCAGUACCAAUUAGUCAACCAAUUGUCGAUAUCUGUAAAUUACCAGUAUCAACUGGUAACGGUGAAUGUGAUGAACGAAUAACAAAAUGGUGGCAUAACGAUUUAUAUAAACGAUGUGUACCCUUUGAAUAUCGAGGUUGCGGUGGAAAUGAUAACAGUUUCAAUUCUCAGGAAGAGUGUGAAAAUCGCUGUGGAGUGACUGUAUCACAAUCUCAAUCAUUCUCACCCGUUCAGCCUUAUUAUCCAAUUCGACCUGGUCCACCUUUACCUACACCCGGAAUCGAUCAAUGUACAAUAGGUCAAGAUAGAGGUUUACCUUGUUCGGGAAAUCGAACGGUUGAACUUCGUUGGAGUUUUGAUCUGGAAACACAUUCAUGUGCUCGUUUCUAUUACUUGGGUUGCGGUGGUUCUGCCAACAAUUUCCGCUCUGAAAGUGAAUGUUUAUCCGCUUGUGGUCAUCAUAUAACUCGUGGAAUAGCCUCACAAUCCGUUUCACCUUCACCACCAUCUUACCCACCCCAAGUUAUCUCACCUCCAUCAACAUCAUCACCUUCACCCUCACUUUCAUCACCUUCAUCUAAUUGGCCUGAAACACCAAUGGAACGGCCUGUACAACCCCCAAGAACUUGGCCUGAUGUACCAAAUUACAAUCAAUAUCCAUCAAAUGAGAAAAAUGAAAAUUUCCCUCUUCUAUCGUGCAUCUUACCCAAAGAUCCCGGUUCCGGUUCAGACUCUUCGAUCACUUGGUAUUACGAUCCCAUGGACGGUGUUUGUAAGACCUUUUAUUACACCGGUUCCGGUGGAAAUGGUAACAGAUUCCCUUCUCGUAAGUGCGAAGUAAAGUGUUGGCCAGCUCAAGACAUUUGCCGAUUACCUCCCGUUCGAGGUCGAUGUGGUGGUAACUAUCUCGUCUAUUAUUACGCUCCAUCGAGUCGAGACUGUUUAUCAUUCGUGUACGGAGGUUGCGAGGGUAAUGCCAAUCGAUUUGAUUCAUUGGAAGAAUGUCGAACAAGGUGUCACACUUAACGAUAAAAUUAACUACAACAAUUAAAAGAAUUAAAUUAUUGUGCAUUUAAUAUGUAAAAUUAAAACG
Molecule: messenger RNA, 6332 nt
Organism: Panonychus citri (citrus red mite)
Lineage: Eukaryota; Metazoa; Arthropoda; Arachnida; Trombidiformes; Tetranychidae
Product: papilin-like
Biological process (GO): extracellular matrix organization
Cellular component (GO): extracellular matrix
Molecular function (GO): metalloendopeptidase activity; serine-type endopeptidase inhibitor activity
Source: RefSeq, a predicted model, not a curated record